AUGACAUCUCGAAUUCAAGAAGACACCGGUGGAUCUGAGGCGAAAUGGGCCGAUAUUGACGAUGAUGAGGACGACUGGGCUCCGGAGACAAUUGAGUGGACGGACGGUACCAAAGUCACUCUCGGUCAACACAACGAACCACAACCACCUCCUGAAGUAUCCGAGCCAGAAGCACGAGAAGCGCCAAUCACAGAGCCGACCGCAGUGCGAGACAUUUCGAAGAUGGCUGCCCCGAAGCCAACUACGUCCGUCGGGCCAAACCCUACUGUACUGAGGCUAGGAGCCAAUGCGGAGCGGCAGGCGAAGGCCGCAAGCAUUUCGUCUAAAGGAACAAAUGACAGGGCGCCAUCAGACUCUACGAGCCCGGCACCUCCGAGCAAAUCUCCAUGGGCUCCGUUACCUCCAGUCGAAAGAGUUUCGCCUGUGAAUCAUCCUGGCAAUAUUCCACCCACGCGUCCUCCUGUUCACCAUCCUCAACCUCAUCGUGACGACGCUCGGUAUGCCCCCUUGCCACCGCAAGAGAUUGCAACGGACGAUUUCAAUCGCACUUGGCGAGAAACGGCUCCAAAUGCGCCUCGCGAGCUGUACAACUCUCGAUCUGGUCGGUACGAACCUGUAGCUGAUAAUAGAAGGCCUUCGUAUCGACAAGAUCAAGGCCCUCGGGCUCCCAAUGUGUUGCAACGAACUGGCCAUGAGGCUCACGGGCCGGCCGAACCUUCUGCGGCAUUCCAGACACAACGAACGAGCCAUGAUGGCGGCAUGGGUUGGAACCGUCACCGUGCGGGGUCCAAUGUCAGUGGAGGAAGCGGAGGGUUUGAUCGCCGAAUGUCUUUCGGUCGAGCAGAUGGUCCUCCGAGGUAUGAAGGCCGACGGGGCUCACAGGUCAAUGGCUUGAUAGAUCCGGCGUUAAUGGGCGGACAUGCUCAUCCUAACGCCCAUGCCCACGCCCAUGAGUCUCCUUCGCUACAGCAUGCUACGCCUAGUUGGGGGCCGCGGCCGCCGACGCAAAUGGAUCAGGCUCCGCCGGCUCAGCAGCAACCAGCACCGGCAGCUGCGCCGGAUGUGCCUCAAGAAGAUCCUCUUGUCGUGCAGGAACGAAUUAUGAAGGAGAAGCGACUUGAGGCUAGACAACGUCGUCUGCAACAAGAAGAGAAGGAGAAGGCAGAGAAGGACGAGCGAAUUCGUCAAAAACUUGCAGCUUUGGGUCCGGCGCCCGAUAAACAACGCAAGAACAGUACUGAAAAAGCCCAGACGCCCACUGCACCACCUCCAGCUACGAUCAGCUCUCCUCCCAAGCCACCCGUUCCUGAGCCCACUGGAGCGCCCAAGCAGUAUGGGAUGAUGAAAGUUCAUCAUCCUGAUAGCGUCAAGAGGCUUGUUGCCGCAAACGAGAGGGAUCGCGUAGCUGAGAAACCGCACACUGAGAAGACGUCUCCUCGCACGCGUCGCGCUCCUUCGCCAAAUCGCGAUGCGAAACAUGAACAAGUUCCUCCAGAUAGUUUGAGCCAGCAAACGGACGCCAGUCCACAACAAGGCUCGAAGACUGAUGAGCACGGCGCCCAGUGGCGUGGAAAUAUGAACACGGGCUCAACCUACACUCCUUGGUCCACCAAUCCCAACUUGGCAUCAACAUCGCCAUCGGUCAAGAAUCCGUGGAAACCUCUGAUUAGUGACAGAACAUUGGGCAACGGGAUCUUUGAUCAGAGCCUCGGUGGUUUUACUUCUCGUGAAGUUCCUCUGCGGGGCCAGCUGGGUCUCGACCAGAGCAUCAUGCCUCCUCAGGCACUUUCAGCUCCACCAGAGGCUGCCUCAGUCUCCCCGCUUCCUUCCCCGGAAACCCGGAACGCCUCUUUUGAUCCCCUUAGCCCUAUCGGUCGUCCCGGUCCAAUUGGGCCUCCGAGUUCACAAAACUCCCCAUGGCAACCUGAAUCUCGUGCCCGGGUGGAUUGGGCGCUUGGAAUAGCUUCCGCAAAAUCACAGCUCAGCGUGAGCACGAAGAGGCUGAGAAUUACCGCCAGGAAUUUAAUGUCAACCGUGAGGCUCGCGCAGCCGGUCCUUCUGUCACUCUCAAUGAGACAUGGUCUCAAGUGCGGCCCGACAGCGACGCUGGUCAACGCCGUGUCGUCAAGGUCUCGAAGGCGGUUGUUAACAAGAACGCCUCGCCUUCCAACCCCUUGA
This is a messenger RNA of Penicillium maclennaniae, 2178 nucleotides long. RefSeq lists its product as uncharacterized. The transcript has a single exon. The record is from RefSeq and is a predicted model, not a curated record. Bases 1 to 2178 code for a protein of 725 amino acids. NCBI's taxonomy places the organism in Eukaryota, Fungi, Ascomycota, Eurotiomycetes, Eurotiales, Aspergillaceae.